AUGGGCGCCGAAGUGAUCCAGGCUUGGGGCGAUGCGGUCUCGAGCGAAGACUGGACAUUCGUGCGAAGCAAGCUGGAGAAGCACGUCGCUGCGAUCUGCAUGGGCGAAACGCCGGCCGUCUUACCGGCCGAAAUUGCCAAGAAGCUGCAGGGAGGAGCAGCGGCUGUAUCAGGAUUCACAGGGAAGCUGAAGAAGGACGACGUGGAGUUCCUGAUGAAGGAGUUGCUGCUCAGCAAGCAGCAAGCAGAGAAAGUUCUUGCCGAGAACGACGGAGACAUGAACAAGGCGCUCAAAGCGCUCCUCAGCUGUUCGCCAUCAUCUUGA
Messenger RNA from Tilletiaria anomala UBC 951, 324 nucleotides. RefSeq lists its product as uncharacterized. The record is from RefSeq and is a predicted model, not a curated record. The coding region runs from base 1 to 324 and encodes 107 amino acids. The transcript has 2 exons. NCBI's taxonomy places the organism in Eukaryota, Fungi, Basidiomycota, Exobasidiomycetes, Georgefischeriales, Tilletiariaceae.